Messenger RNA from Sebastes umbrosus (honeycomb rockfish), 973 nucleotides. RefSeq names its product protein THEM6-like. The transcript is spliced from 3 exons. The coding region runs from base 333 to 941 and encodes 202 amino acids. The record is from RefSeq and is a predicted model, not a curated record. Lineage: Eukaryota; Metazoa; Chordata; Actinopteri; Perciformes; Sebastidae.
GUAAAUCUACAGGACCAGAAAAAAUGAGAGCAAGUUUCAGGAUGUGAUUCAGCAGAAGGAACAAUUUACAUCUAUAUGUCACUCUUUAACUUGUGAGUGGGUAGAAUUUAAGAGUAGCAGUAAUGUGUAAACUGACAUGAUGUUACACCCUCUUGUACAGUAGGUGGCGGUAUGCAGCUUAAAGUUGGUUGCGAUCCGCCAGUAAACUGAGAGAGGAAGAAGAGCUAGUGUCGUCACAGACCCGGUAGUCAUGUUCAUUCAUCCUACCGGUUUCUUCAAGUUACACCGCACAUCGCAUCCCAUGGUAGCACUCUCUUCUGGACGCACGAGAGAUGUUGCUGCUGGUGCUGGGUGCCCUCCUCCUGCUCUUCUGCACUCUGGAUGUAUGGUACUUCCUACGGGGGGCCCAGGUGUUCAUCCAGGCGUGGUUCCAACCCAGAAUAUGGGACUUGCUGGCUGAGCAAAGCAUUGAUGGCAUGGUCCUUCCACAUGAUUUGGACUACAUGGGCCACAUGAACAACUCCCGAUAUCUACGGGAGUGUGACUUUGCCCGCUUCCACCAUUACAUGCGAAACGGGCUGUUCAUAGCCUCGCGCAAACUGGGGGCCAGAAUGGUGGUAGGGGCCUCCACCAUCCGGUACCGGCGCUCCCUGGCCUUCCGUGAGGCUUUUGAGAUUCGGACCAAAAUAGUGGGAUGGGAUGAGAAGGCGUUUUAUGUGGAGCAGCGCUUUGUGUCCAAGAAAGAUGGUUUUGUCUCUGCUGUCAUGCUCUGCAGACAGAAUGUGGUGCACUGCAGCCCGGAGACCAUCAUCGAGUUUGUCUGCAAAAGGAAGAUCGAGUGCCCCGAGCUUCCUGAAGACCUCAAACACUGGAUCAGCUUCAUCUCAGCCAGCAGCCAGGCUCUGAGAGCAGAGAGCGGACUGGAAGAGAAGAACAAGUGAAACCCCACGCCAUGACACCAUGUGUCAUGAGU